ACUAGGAAGGAGAUAAGGAGUUUGGGGGAAUAGGAGGUUGCAAUAUUAAACAGAAUGGUCAGGAAAGGCCUUUUGAAGAAGGGGGGCAAAGACGGAAAGGAAGUUACAGAAUCAGCCACAUGCAUAAUUAGGAGACCCAGAGGGAACAAGUGCAAGGGCAGUGAAGUGGGGUAUGGCUGGCACAUUCAAGGAAUAGCAAGGAGGGCAGUGCAGCCAGAGGAGUGUUAGUAGGGAAGUGAAAAAAAUGAAGUCAGGUAAAGGGCUUGGGGAGCUGCAUGGUUGAGGCCUAGGAGGCCAUUGUAAAGACUUUGGCUUUUACUCUGAAUAAAAUGGGAGCCAGUGGGACACUGAAACAGGGGAGUGUCAUGAUCUUACUGAAGUUUUAUAAGGAUCACCAGGGCAUCGUGAGAACCCACAGCAGGCCCUGCUACUGGGUUAGGGAAGGCUUCCUGAAGAAUGACUUCUGAGUAUCAGUAGAUGUUAGCCAGGGAUAGAUCGAGCUCUAAGAGACGGGCUUCACGCAAAGGAAACAGCUAGAGCAGGGUAAGGAAGAGAGAACGCACGGCACCUGCCCAGAACUGGGUAGAACACAAGGAGGCCAGAGGCAGUAGCAGUGAUUGGAGGCUAAAGCAGGGAGGCUCGGGAGUAAAGCUGGGGUGGCGGGGCGAGGCGAAGGACUGACCAGAAGUCUAAGUACUUAAGGGAGCCAGAGCCUCCGCCAAGACGCGCAACUACAACUACCACAAUCCUCAGCGCCUGCAGUUCCGGCGUCGCCAUGUUUAAUCUAUAGGGACGACGCUGCGCGGGGAUCGGCGCUGUGUGGGUCACGCGGUGCCAGCGCCUCACGUGGGCGAGUCAGGUGACACUGCGGGGCGGGUCGACAGACUGCGGGGCGGACAGUGGACGCAGGGACGCGGUUUUAGCUUUGGCCCCACCGCUCCGACUCCCGCCGUCCUUACCGCCAUGACGGGGCUAGCGCUGCUUUACUCCGGGGUCUUCGUGGCCUUCUGGGCUUGCAUGGUCGUCGUGGGAAUCUGCUACACCAUUUUUGACUUGGGCUUCCGAUUUGAUGUGGCAUGGUUCCUGACUGAGACUUCACCCUUCAUGUGGUCGAACCUGGGCAUUGGCCUAGCUAUCUCCCUGUCUGUGGUUGGGGCAGCCUGGGGCAUCUAUAUUACGGGCUCCUCCAUCAUUGGGGGAGGAGUGAAGGCUCCCAGGAUCAAGACCAAGAACCUGGUCAGCAUCAUCUUCUGUGAGGCUGUGGCUAUCUAUGGCAUCAUCAUGGCAAUUGUCAUUAGCAACAUGGCUGAGCCUUUCAGUGCCACUGACCCCCAGGCCAUUGGCCAUCGGAACUACCAUGCAGGCUACUCCAUGUUUGGGGCUGGCCUCACAGUGGGCCUGUCCAACCUCUUCUGUGGAGUCUGCGUGGGCAUCGUGGGCAGCGGGGCCGCCCUGGCUGAUGCUCAGAACCCCAGCCUCUUUGUAAAGAUUCUCAUCGUGGAGAUCUUUGGCAGCGCCAUCGGCCUCUUUGGGGUCAUCGUCGCAAUCCUUCAGACCUCCAGAGUGAAGAUGGGUGACUAGAUGGUCUGUGUGGGUGAGGCCGUGCCUCACUCCUAUUUAUUGCUGGUUUUCCUGGGACAGCUGGAGCUGUGCCCCUUAACCUUUCAGCGGCUUGGUGUUCAGGGCCCUUCCUGCACUCACCACUCACUGGCUGCCGACUUGGAGGCACUGCAAUUCAGGCUGAAUCCUCAGUGUGGGGAGAGGGCCGCUGAUGGCGAGACUAUGUGUGCAACUGUGCACGUGUGUCCCCCACCUCCACCCCCAACCCAUAUUCCCAGUGUUUGUGAAAUAAACGUGGUAAUUGUCCGGGUCA
Molecule: messenger RNA, 1873 nt
Organism: Microcebus murinus (gray mouse lemur)
Lineage: Eukaryota; Metazoa; Chordata; Mammalia; Primates; Cheirogaleidae
Gene: ATP6V0B
Product: ATPase H+ transporting V0 subunit b
Biological process (GO): proton transmembrane transport
Cellular component (GO): proton-transporting V-type ATPase, V0 domain
Molecular function (GO): proton-transporting ATPase activity, rotational mechanism
Source: RefSeq, a predicted model, not a curated record